Molecule: messenger RNA, 2099 nt
Organism: Colletotrichum navitas
Lineage: Eukaryota; Fungi; Ascomycota; Sordariomycetes; Glomerellales; Glomerellaceae
Product: acyltransferase
Exons: 1
Coding region: 466-2010 (514 amino acids)
Biological process (GO): polysaccharide biosynthetic process
Cellular component (GO): membrane
Molecular function (GO): acyltransferase activity, transferring groups other than amino-acyl groups
Source: RefSeq, a predicted model, not a curated record
UUCCUUGGAGCAACUGUUGUCACUUUCAGGGCUUAGCGCCCGUCUGUCGAAUCCCACACACGCCCAUAGUCGCCAAUCCCAAACAGCUCUCGACUUGUCCUUCUGCCGUCUUGCUCCCGUUUGACCUUUUUAUCUUCCCAUCAAUCCAGCCGCUUCCUAUAUUUCGUGUCAUCCGUAUCUCCCCACCCUUUUGUCGACCCUUCGCGGCGCGUUCCGUUGUUGGACAUCGUUGCCUCCGACCUGUGUCUCUCCGGGUAGCCCCCGAACUUUGUCGCAACCUCCGCAAGUCGUGACACGACAUCGGCCGACCUCACACGACGGCUCACUUCUCUUCCAUAAGUCGCAGUAUUAAUCGACAUAACCGCCGCUUCCUACGAACCUCGAUCGACCCCCGCUACACUUUCAGGAAAGGAACCCCCACAACCCCCCUCUCCAGGACAUGCCGACCUCGUCCUUGUCGCCCUCAUGAUCUCCCUCGCCGUCCGCUCCAUUCGCGGAGCCGUCGCCCGUCUCUCCCCAGCCUCAUACCACUACUCCUCGCUGUCCGAUUCAAACGCCCAUUCCGAGCCCGCCUCGCCUGGCGGAUCCAGUCCCGUCGCGGCAUCAAAGCCCUUCCUCGCGAGACUGACGGCUAUCCUCUUCUUCCUGCUGCCAUCCUUCGUCCAGCGCCGACUUCGACCCCACGACUUCAAGCACCGCCGUCUGUACCCAACAUCCUGGCUGGAUGGCCUGCGCGGUAUCGCCUCUUUCAUUGUUUUCUUCUGUCACUUUACAGAAGGUCAUUUUGGCUGGUAUACCGCGAGGUCAUAUGGCGACCCCGAUGAAAACGACCACGUCGCUUCCUCCCCUCUGCAACUCCCUUUCCUACGCGUCAUCUACAGCGGCCGCCCCAUGGUGCAUAUCUUCUUCGUCAUCUCGGGCUUCGUCCUUUCUCUCAAGUCGUUAAAGCUGGCAAGGAAGCAUGACUACGAUGGACUGCACCGUACCCUCUCGAGCAGUAUCUUCCGCCGUGGCUUUCGCUUGUUCCUGCCUACUGCUGCUUCGACUUUUAUCGUCUUGGUCACAAUCCGCCUGGGAUGGGUCGGAGAGCCACUCCCAACAUUGUGGGACCAGUUGGUGGAUUGGAAGAACGCUGUGUGGAGGAUUACCUUCAGUUGGGAGUGGGAUAUGACCCAGUUUCUCCCCUAUGACACCCAUCUCUGGACCAUCCCUAUCGAGUUCUCUCACUCGCUGUUGCUUUUUGUUGUACUGACGGGUGUAAGCCGCAUGAAGACGUACUUGCGCCUCGCGUCCGUUUUCGCCAUCAUGAUUUACUGCCUCAAGUGUGGCCACUGGGCCGGUUUUGAGUUCUUGGGUGGCAUGGCUCUCGCGGAAAUUGGCCUUAUCCAAGAAGCUCGCCGCGAGCGAGCCACGGCUGCUGCCGUUUACAACAAGGAGGCAUCUGACAUGGAGGAGGCCUCCGUCGCGUCGGACCCGCCCUCGAGCUCUAUGGCGACACGCUUGUUCAAGACAUUCCUCAUCGGCAACCUCAUCUUCGCCCUCUUCGUCGCUGGAUGGCCAAACCAAAAGGCCGACACCACCCCGGGAUUGGCACCUCUUUGGCGCAACACCAUGGAACCCUUCUUCACCAUGGGCGGCGACCUCGUCUCAUUCCCCUGGUACGCCCUUGGCGCUGUACAAAUUGUCGCCACGCUGCAGCAGAUCAAGACGUUACAGGACAUCUUUGUAACGCCACUUGCGCAGUACCUCGCCGAUAUUAGCUACGCUCUCUAUCUCGUACACGGCCCCAUGUUGAGCCUCUUAUCGAAUCGUUGGAUGCCGAUUGUGUGGGCUUUCGUCGGCGGCAGAGACGAGGCCGGCGUGCUGGGACGACUGAUAGCCUGGAUCAUCGGAGCCUUAUUGAUGACGGUUCCAGUCGUUUGGGGCAGCGACGUAUUCUGGCGAACGGUUGAUGUCAAGAGCGUGGAGUUGGCGCGAUGGAUUGAGGAUCGUUGUACGCGAGACGAGUAGGCGACCGUGGCAUGACGGGUAAUUUUAUAUGUGCCGCACGCUGCGGACUGGCGUUUGGGUGGGUCAUUGGAUAGCGGAAUAGACAGGCA